ACAACUUUCUUUUCGUGGUGUGUCUCGACAUAAUGGAGGGGAAAAAAAUUACGUUCGAACGUAAUGCUACAUUAGGAGAAGGUGCUUAUGGAUCCGUUUUUAGAGGCAAAUUUGAAGGCCGUCAAGUCGCAGUGAAAAGAAUUCUCCUUAACAAAAUCAACAAAAACGAAGAAGAAUGUUUGCAAAAAUUGAAACAUUUGAACAUCAUCAAACUUUUUCAUAUUGAAAGUGACAAUGACUUCAGAUUCUACGCAUUAGAAUUGUGUGAUGCCUCGCUGGAUCAACUGUUUUUGGGGUCGGAUGAUCCCAGAAAAUACAAGGGACCUAUGCCCCCUGAUAUCGUAGUGUUUCUUCAAUUAGCUUUAGGUCUUGAAUACAUCCAUUCCAAUCAAUUAAUUCAUCGAGAUAUUAAACCAGCAAAUAUCCUCAUUUCCGUUCGUUCAACUGACCGAAGUGACGAGGUAACAAUCAAAUGGGCUGAUUUUGGACUGUCAAGACCCGUAAAUGAGCGGGGGACGUUCACGUUGAGCGGUAUCAAAGGAACAGCAAAAUGGCGCGCCCCCGAGUCCCUGAAAUUGCUGGAAAACGCGCAAGAGGGAGAUGAGCCUCGAGGCACCGUUCAGAGCGACGUGUUUGUCCUAUGCCUCGUCUUCGGCUAUCUUCUCCUGAAGGGAGAUCAUCUCUACGGUUCCAAAGGAGAUAAUGUUGAAAAAAACAUUAAAAAGGAAAUCCUGUGAAUAUGCAGAAAAUUAAUGGCAAAUUACGCGAAAUUUAUGAAGACCAUCUACUUAAAAAAAUGUUGGAGCACGACCCUAGCAAAAGAAUUACAUCGAAAGAAGUAGUCGACCAAUUGAAGGAUAAG
This is a messenger RNA of Daphnia magna, 862 nucleotides long. RefSeq names its product serine/threonine-protein kinase/endoribonuclease IRE2. The coding region runs from base 33 to 737 and encodes 234 amino acids. The transcript is spliced from 3 exons. Gene Ontology annotation, biological process: IRE1-mediated unfolded protein response; intrinsic apoptotic signaling pathway in response to endoplasmic reticulum stress; protein phosphorylation. The record is from RefSeq and is a predicted model, not a curated record. Gene Ontology annotation, cellular component: IRE1-TRAF2-ASK1 complex. Gene Ontology annotation, molecular function: RNA endonuclease activity; protein serine/threonine kinase activity; ATP binding. NCBI's taxonomy places the organism in Eukaryota, Metazoa, Arthropoda, Branchiopoda, Diplostraca, Daphniidae.